This is a messenger RNA of Trichobilharzia regenti, 1314 nucleotides long. NCBI's taxonomy places the organism in Eukaryota, Metazoa, Platyhelminthes, Trematoda, Strigeidida, Schistosomatidae. The record is from the annotation of a GenBank genome assembly.
AUGCUUAACUUAGCCGAUCGGCUUCAGAAGACUUUAUCUUCUAAUGGUACUUGUUCUGGGUUGGGUUCUGUCGGUGUAAUUGCUGCCGACUAUAACCGACUUGAAAAAUUAGGCAAAACUGAUUCAACACACAAUUUGGAGCGUAACAAUGAAUUUGAUCCACUGUCUGAUAUUCGACUUAGGAAUGUUGCUGCAUCAUCUUCUAAUCCACGGACACACCUGCUACAGUCGGCUUCCAGUACUGAUGAUAUCUCGAAAGCGAAACCUCAUGAAAAUCCUACGGUUUCACAACCAAGUAUACCAUCAAAUAAUGAGAACCUAACAAUAUCUGAAAAAUCUGACAAUCAUGAUCCUGUGGAACUUCAAACACCGUCAACAAAUAAAUAUGACGUGAUCUCUGGUCAGUCAUCUACAACAUUCAUGCAUUCUAAUGUGUCGACAAGUUCACCGUCAUUGCCAAACAGCAAUUCUCCUGUUCCCACUUCAUUACCUUCUCACAGUCAACCACUUCCACCAUCUAAUCCGUCUAGUACUCCAGCCUUUUAUCAACAGUCUUUGGGGGGAUAUCCAAGCUAUUCUACAAACCAAUCUGCAAUGCAACCCCCAGUACCGUUAUCAUCGCAGAAUUCACCACAUCCACAACCCCCAAUUCAAAACAGUGAAUCUCCUAGGUUGCCAAUGAUGCCGACAUCAACAAUGGCAAUGCCUAUCACACAGCCUUCAAGGCCUGCAAAUUCUACAAAAUUAUCACCUAACAUGGGUCCCUAUAUUCGCCAAGGUGGACACUUUCCGAGCACCAACAGACCUGGCAGUAUGAUCGUUACUCCUCCAUAUCCAUCGUCCAACAUUUUCACACCAGUAGUCCCACCGUAUGAUCAGUCUGUUGGCUUAGGAUUACCUCAACGACCAGCUAUGCAACAACCACCUAGUUCUUCAAGUGCUGUGUCACAGGGUCAACAACAGCCUACAUCAAUGAUUUCACACGGUAUGCCGUAUCCACCGAUUUAUCCCCCGUCAGUCGGUCCUCCCAACCAAAGUAUGACUUCUACAACCACUCGGCCAUCUGGACCCACAAAUCAAGGCCCAUUUGUAUCUGGUCCUUAUAAUCCUGCACAACCUGGCAGCACUCAUAUGCCGCCACCACCACCGAGCACCAUUAUGUCAAAACCAGGUUCUGCCCCGGUGAAGCUCAAAAUUACUAUACACCAUCUUCAAACCAAUCAUAUGCUAAUUACUGAUAUUCGCUUUUUGCUGUAUAGUGUUAACUACUUCCAGCUUGUCGCUACCAUGCAUUAUGUGGAAUAUCAGCAGUGA